Cylicostephanus goldi is the source of this 1472-nucleotide messenger RNA. NCBI's taxonomy places the organism in Eukaryota, Metazoa, Nematoda, Chromadorea, Rhabditida, Strongylidae. The record is from the annotation of a GenBank genome assembly.
AUGGCCAAGGCUUGUAUGCAUUUGGUAUCUAACCAUCCACCGUUGUACUCGGCGACCGAGUCGCAGGAAUGGAAGGCGUUUUUGCUUCGUCCUUCGCUGAAGCUGAUGCUAUCGUUCAUGCACGGUAUGGCGCGUUCGCAUGAGGCAAGUCAACGUGCUCUCGCAGAAAAGACUCUGCACAUACUGCAUCGUCUGGAACAGGUUGCGUCGGACAAUUCGAUAGGCACCCUUGCGGAGAACGUGGUGGAAGCGUUGAAGGAGAACAAGGAGGUCGCUGCUCAGAUUGAAAAUGUCAGGCAAGAAACUAGGCAAAAGAAGCGCCAAAUGGCCAUGGCCAUGCGUAACAAGCAAUUGCGCGAAAUGGGUAUGCAGAUGGGCAAAUCUGGUGAAGUCAAAGUAGCGCAUAGACGUAUCGCGAACGAACCCGUCCUGGAAGAUGUACUCGAUCCGCUUGCUUCGUGUUGCAUCUGUCGUGAACCACUGUUCCAGGGAACACGGGUGGCAGCUGCUUAUGCAUUUGCAUCGCCUAUACCUGGCGAAUCCCGUGUUCCACAGCUUGCUACUGUAAGUCAAAUGGUCAUGGUCCACAUUGACUGCCAUCAAAAUGCUAUUCGACGAAGUGGAGGUGGUCGAAAUGUGGAUGAAUGGACUAAGGCCUCGUUGCACAAUGCAGGUGCCAAAUGCAACGUAUUAACCCCUAUUGCCAGCGGAACUGCCAGCGAAGCUGAUUGGACCGCAGCUGUGAAUAGGUACCAAACCGAUCUCGAAGUCGCUGCUGCAGUUCCACCUCUAUGUCGAGCUAUCGUCUUCGUCGACAUUUGUGAGCUGAUUGACAAAUUUGUGUUCUUUAGGUCGUUCUCUGAAGCCUCGCAAGGAGGAGGAAGGGAGUCGAAUGCCCAAUAUCUGGCCGUUCUUCAUCUGCUUGCUCUGUCCCUGCCUGCAGAUGAUUUACCCACCAUUAAUGCUCGACAUCGGGUCGUCUCCUUCCUUAUGACCGAACUUACCCUUGAAAGUUGGCGUGAGCAGCGAAUUGAUGUUUUGCGCGCGGCGCUCUCAGACUGUGCAACUGAGGGCCAUGACAGCUCUUGGAAUACCCUGCGUCCGAUCUGCCUGACUUGGGCUUUUGUAGAUCUGUACUUCACUGACGUUAUCCCGAUCGACUCCGAUGAUCGUGUAGAAUGGCUGCAGUCGCAUCUUCUAGAUACGAUACGCAAAACAUCGACUUUUGUCAAGAAAUUCGAUGAAGAAGUCGCACCCUUACGCACCCUAGAAGCAUUUUGCGAAAAAAUGGGUGAGUUGAUCUUGUGUUCGAAAAGUUACCAAGAGUUUAGUAUAACGCUUGACAAAGUGCUUACAGUGGUUAUAGCCGGUGGAGCUGUGACUCUGUCAGUGGGACAACAUUGCGCUGAGAUAGUCUACACAAAUUGCGCAAAAUUGCCGUGUUUUCAAGCUGACAACACUUGCGCGUAAAA